Molecule: messenger RNA, 915 nt
Organism: Tinamus guttatus (white-throated tinamou)
Lineage: Eukaryota; Metazoa; Chordata; Aves; Tinamiformes; Tinamidae
Gene: DNASE1L3
Product: deoxyribonuclease 1L3
Biological process (GO): apoptotic DNA fragmentation; programmed cell death involved in cell development
Cellular component (GO): nucleus
Molecular function (GO): deoxyribonuclease I activity; DNA binding
Source: RefSeq, a predicted model, not a curated record
AUGUUGCUCACCGUGGUGCUCUUGCUCCUCUGCUCCAGCAUGUCCCUGAGCCUGAGGAUCUGCUCCUUCAACGUGAAGUCUUUCGGAGAAGCAAAAAUGGCCAGGCAAGAAGUCCUUGAUGUUGUCGUAAAGGUCAUUUCCCGCUGUGACAUCAUGUUGCUGAUGGAAAUAAAGGAAAACAACAACAGGAUCUGCCCCCUCCUCACUGAGAAGCUUAACAGAUGGUCAAAAGGGCCAAAAGAAGAUUACAGCUAUGUGGUCAGCAAGAGGCUGGGCAGGAAUAGCUACAAGGAGCAGUACGCGUUCAUCUACAGGCCAAAUCUGGUGUCAGUGAAGCAGGUAUACCAGUACCCUGAUCUCCAGCCCGGGGACGAAGAUGCCUUUUCCAGAGAGCCCUUCAUCGUCUGGUUCCUCUCCCCCGGAACCGCUGUCAAAGAGUUCGCUAUAAUCCCUCUGCACACCACCCCAGAAACAGCAGUGCGGGAAAUCGAUGAGCUCUACGAUGUGUAUUUAGACGUAAAGCAGCGCUGGAAAAAUAAGAACUUCAUCUUCAUGGGGGACUUCAACGCUGGCUGUAGCUAUGUCCCCAAAAAGCAGUGGCAGAACAUCCGGCUGAGAACCCAGCCUGAAUUUGUCUGGCUAAUCGGUGACCGAAAUGACACUACGGUCAGGAGGAGCACGAGCUGCCCGUACGACAGGAUCGUGGUGCGCGGCGAGGCGCUCCUGCAGGCCGUGGUGCCGCGCUCGGCCAACGUCUUUGAUUUCCAGAGGGCUUUUGGGCUCACCGAGGAGCAGGCGCUGGGCGUCAGCGACCACUUCCCCGUGGAGUUUGAGCUGCAGAGCUUCGGCGGGCUGAAGGCGCCGCUUCCGAGGAAGAGGAGACCCAGGAAGAACCGCCGGCCGAGGGCCCCCUAA